Messenger RNA from Chelonia mydas (Green sea turtle), 3619 nucleotides. RefSeq names its product actin like 6A (gene ACTL6A). Gene Ontology annotation, biological process: nervous system development; regulation of transcription by RNA polymerase II. The transcript is spliced from 14 exons. The record is from RefSeq and is a predicted model, not a curated record. Gene Ontology annotation, cellular component: NuA4 histone acetyltransferase complex; SWI/SNF complex. The coding region runs from base 276 to 1565 and encodes 429 amino acids. Lineage: Eukaryota; Metazoa; Chordata; Testudines; Cheloniidae. Gene Ontology annotation, molecular function: chromatin binding.
UUUUCCUGGCUGGGAUAGGCCUCCCGCGCGCUCGGCCCGCCCCUUGCUAGCCACGAUUGGUCGCUCACUCUCGGGUAGCUCGCAAGCCGGCGCUGUGGUAGGUGCUUUGGGAGACCAGGCGCGCUCCGUUGGCUGGAGGGGAGAGAGCAGCAGGUUCGGUUCAGCCGGCGGUGUGAGUGAGCGCGGGCCCGCCGCGCACUCGGCUAUUGUUGCCAGAACAGCUAGUUCCCGGGGGGCUGCCAGGACCGCGGCGAGAGACAGGCCCAGUGGCAGCCAUGAGCGGCGGGGUGUACGGGGGAGAUGAAGUUGGGGCUCUUGUUUUUGAUAUUGGCUCCUAUACAGUGAGAGCUGGCUAUGCUGGUGAGGACUGUCCAAAGGUUGACUUUCCCACUGCUAUUGGUGUGGUACUGGAAAGGGACGAUGGCAGUACCCUGAUGGAAAUAGAUGGUGACAAAGGCAAACAAGGGGGCCCUACUUACUACAUAGACACCAAUGCACUGCGAGUUCCAAGGGAAAACAUGGAGGCUAUUUCACCCUUAAAAAAUGGAAUGAUUGAGGACUGGGAUAGUUUCCAGGCAAUUUUGGAUCACACAUACAAGAUGCAUAUUAAAUCUGAAGCAAGUUUGCACCCUGUCCUAAUGUCUGAAGCACCAUGGAAUACCAGAGCAAAGCGUGAAAAAUUGACAGAACUGAUGUUUGAACAUUACAAUAUCCCUGCUUUUUUCUUGUGUAAAACUGCAGUUCUUACAGCCUUUGCAAAUGGUCGAUCCACGGGCCUGAUUUUGGAUAGUGGGGCAACUCACACCACUGCUAUUCCAGUGCAUGAUGGAUAUGUACUUCAACAAGGCAUUGUAAAAUCACCCCUUGCUGGAGACUUUAUUACUAUGCAGUGCAGAGAACUGUUUCAGGAAAUGAACAUAGAGCUAAUCCCUCCAUAUAUGAUUGCAUCAAAGGAAGCAGUUCGUGAAGGAUCACCAGCAAAUUGGAAGAGAAAAGAGAAGUUACCUCCGGUCACGAGAUCUUGGCACAACUAUAUGUGUAAUUGUGUAAUUCAGGAUUUCCAAGCCUCUGUCCUCCAAGUGUCAGAUUCAACCUAUGAUGAACAGGUAGCUGCACAGAUGCCGACCGUUCACUAUGAAUUCCCCAAUGGUUAUAAUUGUGACUUUGGUGCAGAGCGUCUAAAAAUUCCUGAAGGACUGUUUGACCCUUCCAAUGUAAAGGGCUUAUCUGGCAACACAAUGCUGGGUGUUAGCCAUGUUGUCACCACAAGCGUUGGAAUGUGUGAUAUAGACAUCAGACCAGGCCUCUAUGGCAGUGUGAUUGUAGCAGGAGGAAACACUUUAAUACAGAGUUUUACAGACAGACUGAACAGAGAACUCUCUCAGAAAACUCCACCAAGUAUGCGGCUGAAGUUGAUAGCAAACAACACAACAGUGGAGCGGAGGUUCAGUUCAUGGAUUGGUGGUUCCAUUUUGGCUUCUCUGGGUACCUUUCAACAGAUGUGGAUCUCUAAACAAGAGUAUGAAGAAGGAGGGAAGCAGUGUGUAGAAAGGAAAUGCCCAUAGACCUCACACUGUGAGAAACUGUUGCCUUCCCAGUGCUCCUUAUGUUUCAUAGCUUUAGUGUACUCAGGAAUGGGAUGGAAUCUUUUGUAGAAAGUUUACACAGUUUUGGUUUUUUGCAUACUUCAAGAUCCAUUUUUACAAACCUUAGAUAUUGUUUAAAAGGCUUAACUGGUUCUGUCACAGAAAAUGGAUGUUUUAUCCCUUGAAAUGCAAUAACUCUUAUAAGUAUUUUAUAAUUUUGUAUAAAUGUCUAUUUUCUCUAAAAAUCUUUUCCUGUGGGUAGCUUUACAGGUUAGCUGGUAGAUGCAAUACUUUGAAAUGCCCUUGCAUCAAAUUUAUUUAAAAAAAAAAAAAAAUCUUGUCUACUUUUACAGAUUAGUCUUCCCUGUUGAUAUGCUGUCCUUAACAAAUUACUCUAAUUUCUUUUAAAAAAAAUAAAAUGGUCCUGUUUUCACAUUUUGAGCAACACUGUUUUUCAGCAAGCAUUCAUACUCUUCUGUAAUUAAUAAACAAUCCAGAUGGAAAACUAUUUUUUAUACUGAAAUUUAUCUUAAGCAGCCCAGUUCAACAUAAAUUGUGAAGCUGUUGCAACAGCACUAGUCUUGUAGCGGAAAAUGUUCUCUUGAUACUUUCCUCUUUCAUGCUGUACUAUGAAGUAGUUAAGGCCUAGAAUAUAGGCUGUGUAUAAAUUUGGUUCUAAAACUACUAUGAAUAGAAGUGAUUUCAUUUCAGUGAAUAUUUGGCAUUUACAGUGCUUUCCACCUUCAGAGGUAUGAGAAUGUACUUAGCUUGGACAACGUGUGUGAUCUAGGUAAGUAGUGUCCUCAUUUUAGAGACGGGGAACCUAAGGCAGAGAACACAAAGGAAAUUUGUGUCAAAGCUUGGUCUACAACUUGAGACCACCUGGCUCUGUUCUGUAUUUCGCCUCCACCUCUGCCAUAAUGAAGUUUUUGGUUCUGAAUUUUAAAAUUCCCAUUUGAAAAUCACUGUACCAUUUUGUUCUUUAAACAAUUAAAAAUAGCCAUAUGAAAGCUCUUGACACUCUAAUGAUUAGGUUUACAAUCUCAUAAUGAUACACCAAUACCAUAAAAUAGUCAUACAGGAAAAAAAUGAACACAACUAGCCCAUAACUUAAUCGAAAUGCUCCUUCAUCUCCCAGGAACAGACCCCUUAACCUCCUUGCAUGCCUCAUCAAGUAAAUGACUUUAACAGCAUGCCUUGAUGGUCAUCAGUUGGGCUAUUUUGGAUCAAAGGGAGAGACCAAGUUCCAGAUUCUCAGGGCUGGUGGAGAACACUGCUAGCACUGCCCUCUCUCAAAACAAGGCAGGAUCCAACUCAAGUACCUCUGACUGCAACUGCAGUAUGGCAUACAGAGAGGGGAGAUCAUUCUGGCAGUCAGGGUAGGAGAAACAAACUGACUAGGAGAAAGUUAAAUGGUGAAAGUAAAUAAGACUCUUAUAACUGUACAACCACAUUCAAGUGCCAUUAGUGAAAUGUCAGGAUGUAUUGGACGUAUGCUGGCAAAAAGGCAAGAUGAAGUUGACUUAUUAUUACCUCCUAAACUUAAGGAGGAAAACACUGAGGCAGAAUGCCAGAGCCUGUUUGUUGUGUGUAAAUAAUGGAAUAAUUUAUUCCCCUCAAUCAAUUAUAGAGUGAGGGAAAGCACACUGUGUACUUUCUAAGGACAGAAAAAAAAUUAUAGUAUAAUUAAAAAAAUCACUCAUCUGUGAACAGUUACCUCGUGGCUUUCUCAAAGCAAAAACAAUUCACCUCCUUAAAAACAAACCACUCCCUGCAUUUUUUGCUGUUCAUCCUUUAUGCUGCAGGGAGUAUUUCGGAAGGCUAAUUUUUUCUCAGGUAUUUGAUUCCAUCACAGCCCAUCCUAUUUUAUUCCAUUACUUUUGCAGGUGGUGGUGUUAAAUGUAGCUAGUUUUGUGGAAGGUUAUCAUGUUUGUAAACAGUGAUUCUGCUUUAAUUUUGUAAAAGAUUUAAUGAGUGGUUAUUGGUAUGCAAUUCAACUGCUGUUCACUAUGAAAUAGAGUACUAAAGAUAAA